Molecule: messenger RNA, 1375 nt
Organism: Diabrotica virgifera virgifera (western corn rootworm)
Lineage: Eukaryota; Metazoa; Arthropoda; Insecta; Coleoptera; Chrysomelidae
Product: toll-like receptor 6
Exons: 1
Coding region: 16-1317 (433 amino acids)
Cellular component (GO): plasma membrane
Molecular function (GO): protein binding
Source: RefSeq, a predicted model, not a curated record
ACCGAGAUAAGUUUUAUGUCCUAUUGUAGUUUGUUUUUUUUAAUGUGCGAAAUUUUAAGCCAGAUAUACAAGAGAGUGCAAUCAGCAAUGUGGUUAACAAUAACAGUGGUGAUUGGUUCAAUAGUUGCCUGCAGAGGAGUCUACAACUUUGCCUACUCUCUUGAAGAGCUUUAUUCUAAUUGUGAGAGAACUGGAAGAAAAAACGAAACUAUCGUUUGCUACAAUAUGACGGAUAUUAUCAGCUGGUCUGGACUCCAUCCAUUUGCUUUCAAAGCGGCUUCAAAUCUUGAUAUCGUUGGCACAGUAGAAGGAGUAAGAGCUAGGUUACAUCCAGUCAGUUACAACGAAAUGUCCAACUUUAUAAGAAUUCGAAUCAGAAAAAUUAAUUUGGAUUCUUUAGGACCUCGAUCAUUUCAUAGACUAAAUAAUCUGGAAAAGAUUCACUUGAUUGAUACUGGUAUUAGAGUCAUAGAAAACAAUGCAUUUUCUUCAUUGCCUAAGUUAGAGCAGGUGCUCUUCAUUGGGAAUAAAAUUACUUUCUUUAAAUACGAGAUUUUUUUUGGGUGUCCAAUGUUGAAGUUACUGGAUUUUUCAAAUAACCAGAUAAACGAGACCACGGAUAUGGUAUUCGAUAUACUUGGCACACUAUCAUUCAUAAGACACAUCAACCUUAGUAAUAAUAGGAUCAACAGCUCGUUUAAAAAAGUUUCUAAUAUUUACCCUGACUAUGACCGUAUUAGGAGUUUGUGGUAUGCGCAUAACAAAUUUACAGAACUAAGAGUAGGAUGGUUCAGAUUAAGAAAAAAGUUAGAAAUCAUCAAUUUUGCAUAUAACGAGAUAGAAUAUAUAGAAGAAAACACAUUUAACAACAAUCCGAACUUGCAUACGAUCAUUCUAUCCUACAACAAGUUAAUAACUAUUCCUAUAACGAUGAUUCCGGCAAAUUUUUAUCCGAAUUUGAAAUAUCUAGCGAUGGACCACAACUUGAUCAUGGGAUUAGAUACUAGCAAGCAAGGUCCCUUUAGACUUUUAACCAACUUAAAAAAAAUAACGUUGGCUGGAAAUCCGUUUUACUGCAGUUGUCUUAACGAAGUUCUCAACCAAAUAAAGCACUUGAACAUACAACAGGUGUGUAGCGAGGAGGAACACACAAGGGACAUUUGUAUCGCAGAAGAAGAAAAUUUUAACACACCGUGUCAUUUAAUUUCAGCAAAUGAGAGUGCCCAGAAUCGUGACGAUUUCAUUAGAGAAAAUAGCGCAUAUCCAAUUUCCUUUGAUCCGAUGUAUUGCGUUGUUGAGGAAUUUAUUAUUCCAUAAAUUUAUUGUUAAUAAUAAAAAUCAUGUAAACUUGAGUUUAAUUAUACUUACAAUAAUA